Periophthalmus magnuspinnatus is the source of this 9101-nucleotide messenger RNA. It is a transcript of the gene atp11b, whose product is annotated as ATPase phospholipid transporting 11B (putative). Gene Ontology annotation, molecular function: ATP binding; ATP hydrolysis activity; ATPase-coupled intramembrane lipid carrier activity. Lineage: Eukaryota; Metazoa; Chordata; Actinopteri; Gobiiformes; Gobiidae. Gene Ontology annotation, biological process: phospholipid translocation. The coding region runs from base 273 to 3758 and encodes 1161 amino acids. Gene Ontology annotation, cellular component: trans-Golgi network; plasma membrane; recycling endosome. The record is from RefSeq and is a predicted model, not a curated record. The transcript is spliced from 30 exons.
GGAGCAGAGAUGUGGCGCAGCUCACCGGGACUCUGUGCUCUCCUCCUUCUGCCACUUCUGCUCCGAGGAUCAUCCAUAAACCAUCUGUAAAGCAUGGGAUUGUGCACGCGGACGUUUACGGGAUUCAAAUGCGCUGCGUAAUGCGCGUUGGAGAGCGUCCUUGCGGGGGGAAUAUUGAUGUUUUGGGUCGGUUUUGUUGGAGGAGCAGCUAGUUGCUAGUGCUGGGCUAGCGCUGUGCUGCUGCUGGCUGCCUGCUACAGCUCUGUGCGAAGAUGCUACGGUGGAUACGACAGCAGUUGGGUGUAGAUCCGCCCCAUCAGAGUGACACCAGGACUGUUUAUGUGGCCAAUCGUUUCCCCCAAAAUGGCCACUACAUCCCCCAGCGCUUCGCCGACAACCGCAUCAUCUCAUCCAAGUACACAAUCUGGAACUUUGUCCCCAAGAAUCUGUUCGAGCAGUUCAGAAGAAUCGCCAACUUCUACUUCCUCAUCAUCUUCCUGGUGCAGUUAAUGAUUGACACGCCCACGUCGCCUGUCACCAGUGGCCUCCCGCUCUUCUUCGUCAUCACUGUCACUGCCAUCAAACAGGGCUAUGAGGAUUGGCUCAGACACAAGGCGGAUAACGAGGUGAACGGAGCUCCGGUGUACGUGGUGCGCAGCGGAAGUCUGGUCCAAACUAGAUCCAAAAACAUCCGGGUGGGGGACAUCGUUCGCGUGGCUAAAGAUGAGACGUUUCCUGCCGACUUGGUGCUGCUGUCCUCAGAGCGACCCGACGGCACCUGUCACAUCACCACCGCCAGUCUGGACGGAGAGACCAACCUCAAGACUCAUUACUCUGUGGCUGAAACGUCGGUGUGUCAGUCGGUCACUCAGCUCGAGUCUCUUCAGGCCGUGGUGGAGUGUCAACAACCAGAGGCCGAUCUGUACAGGUUUGUCGGUCGUGUUACUGUGACGCAGCAUGGAGAGGAGAUCGUCAGACCGCUGGGCCCGGAGAACCUGCUGCUGCGAGGAGCCAGGCUUAAAAAUACCAAAGAAAUCUUCGGUGUGGCGGUCUACACGGGGAUGGAGUCCAAAAUGGCCUUGAACUACAAAUGCAAGUCCCAGAAGCGCUCGGCAGUGGAAAAGUCGAUGAACUCCUUCCUCAUCAUCUACCUGGGAAUCCUUCUGUCGGAGGCCAUCUUGAGUACCAUCCUGAAGUACGCGUGGCAGGCCGAGGGGAAGUGGGACGAGCCUUUUUACAACCAGAAGACGGAGCAGGAGAGGAACAGCAGCAAGAUUCUUAAAUUCAUCUCAGACUUCCUGGCGUUCCUGGUCCUGUAUAACUUCAUCAUUCCCAUCUCUCUGUACGUUACCGUGGAGAUGCAGAAGUUCCUGGGUUCUUUCUUCAUCGGGUGGGAUCUGGACCUGUACCACGAGGAGAGCAACCAGAGGGCUCAGGUCAACACGUCCGACCUGAACGAGGAGCUGGGGCAGAUCGAGUACGUCUUCACUGACAAAACCGGGACCCUCACAGAGAACGAGAUGCAGUUCCGGGAGUGUUCGAUAAACGGGACGAAGUAUCGCGAAGUCAAUGGGAAACUGGUGCCAGAGGGACUGACCGAGGACUCACCCGACGACUCCGCUCCACAAAUGGUUGGGGAGGAGUUGCUGUUCCUCAAAGCCGUCGCCUUGUGUCACACGGUUCAGAUCAGCUACGAUCAGCCCGACUGCAACCUCCCCGGAUCGGACCCUUUCUCUCACGUCAACGGCUUCUCUGCGAACCACAUGGAGUACUACGCCUCCUCCCCCGAUGAGAAGGCCCUGGUGGAGGCUGCGAAGAGGAUCGGAGUAACCUUCAUGAGUAGCAACGGCGACACGGUGGAAAUCAAAACGUUUGGAAAGGUCGAAAAGUUCAAGCUCCUCCAUGUUUUAGAGUUCGACCCAAACAGAAGACGAAUGAGCGUCAUUCUACAGACGCCAUCAGGAGGACAGAUAAUGUUCACCAAGGGAGCGGAGUCGGCCAUUUUGCCUUUUAGCAGCGGGGAGAUGGAGAAGACGCGAUUGCACGUCGAUGAGUUCGCCCUGAAAGGCUUACGAACCCUGGUGGUGGCCUGUCGUCACUUCAGCCCAGAGCAGUACUCAGAGGUGGAUAAACGUUUGAACACGGCUCGGACGGCGCUGCAGCAGAGAGAAGAGAAGCUGCAAGAGGCUUUUAACUUCAUCGAGAGAGACCUGCACCUGCUGGGAGCCACCGGGGUCGAGGACAAACUGCAGGACAAAGUGCAGGAGACCAUAGAAGCCCUUAGAUUGGCCGGGAUCAAAGUAUGGGUGCUGACGGGGGACAAACACGAGACGGCGGUCAGCGUGAGUUUGUCGUGCGGUCACUUCCACAGAACCAUGAACAUCCUGGAGCUUCUGAAGCAGAGGUCCGAUAACGAGUGUGCGGAGCAGCUGCGCCGACUCGCACGAAGGAUAAAGGAGGACCAUGUGAUCCAGCACGGGCUGGUGGUGGAUGGGGCCAGUCUGUCUCUGGCUCUGAGGGAACAUGAGAAGCUCUUUAUGGAAGUGUGUAAGAACUGCUCCGCUGUGCUGUGCUGCCGCAUGGCCCCUCUGCAGAAGGCAAAGGUGGUGCGUCUUAUCAAAACGUCCCCAGAGAAACCCAUCACUUUAGCUGUUGGUGAUGGAGCCAAUGAUGUCAGUAUGAUACAGGAAGCCCACGUCGGCAUCGGUAUUAUGGGUAAAGAGGGGAGGCAGGCCGUGAGAAACAGUGACUAUGCAAUCGCCAGGUUUAAGUUCCUGGCCAAACUUCUGCUGGUGCACGGACACUUCUACUACAUUCGCAUAGCAACUCUUGUACAGUACUUUUUCUACAAGAAUGUGUGUUUUAUCACUCCCCAGUUUUUAUACCAGUUCUUCUGUCUGUUUUCACAACAAACCCUGUAUGACAGCGUGUACCUGACGCUUUAUAACAUCUGCUUCACGUCUCUGCCCAUCUUGGUCUACAGCCUGUUUGAGCAGCUCGUGCAUCCACAUGUGCUGCAGAGCAACCCAGCCCUGUACAGGGACAUCAGUAGAAACUCAAUGCUGUCGUUCCAAACCUUCUUGUACUGGACUUUUCUGGGUUUCUGUCACGCCUUUGUGUUUUUCUUCGGCUCCUACAUCCUGAUGGGAGAAGACACCAGCCUCAUGGGCAAUGGACAGAUGUUUGGAAACUGGACCUUUGGGACUUUGGUGUUCACUGUCAUGGUCAUCACUGUCACAUUAAAGUUGGCUUUAGAGACUCACUACUGGACGUGGAUGAAUCAUUUUGUGACGUGGGGCUCCAUUGUGUUUUACUUCGUCUUCUCUCUGUUUUAUGGAGGCAUCAUCUGGCCGUUCCUGCACACACAGGACAUGUACUUCGUCUUCGUGCAGCUCCUGUCCAGUGGCUCCGCCUGGUUCGCCAUCUUCAUCACCAUCAUCACCUGCCUCCUCCCCGACGUCGUCAAGAAAGUUUUCUACAUACACCUGAGGCCGAACAACACACAGAAGAGCCAGCCUCUAUCAGCCUCCCAGGCGCCGGCCCUCAGCUGUGUGGAGUCCCUGUGCUGCUACCAACAUGGGCAGAGCGGCUGUGCCCGCCUGGCCCGCCUCCUGGAGCAAGUGACAGGCCAGUGCCAGAACAGCGCCCCCCACUGUCCGACCGUGGGACGACACAACAGAUCAUGGAGCGAUCCCGAGAAUUUCUCCAACGACCGGAGCAUCCUGACGCUGUCCUCCAUCGAAGCCACGCAUUGCUGAAGCGGAAGCGCGUGUGUCCCAUCUGAACAAGAAACAACGCAAUAUUUUACAUCCAAGAGGCAAUAAAAUAGCACAUUGUUAGAGCUAAAAAUGUGAAAAACACAUUGGAGUUUUGACAGGCAGGUUGCCAAAACUAACUUUUUUAAGAUGAGAAGAGAUGUGGGAUUUGGUGGCAUUUAAAAGUUUGAGUAAAAUUGUUGGUAUGUUUUUUUUUUUUCUAUUUAUUCAGCAAGACAGUCCCAAAUCUAAUACAAGUUUCCCCAAAAAUCUACCAAAAAUACAAAGUGUGGUCUUAAUCCUCAUUCAGCUGGAUAAAUUUAAAAUGCAAAACACAAAUUUUAAAUAAACUUCAAAGUUACUGUACCUGAUUGUCUUAAAACAGGAAUGGUUUGCACUGAUCCAAAGUUAUUCCUCAUUUACUUUCUGCAUUAAGAGCAUCCUAAUUACUCUUCGCAGUGAGUUUAUAAGCACUUUUUACACAACGUACAGAUGCCAGAGCAGAGUUUUGCUGUCAUACUAAUGCUAACAAAUACUGGCAGGAUAACAGCGCACUUCCUGAUGAUAAAAUGCUUUGUGAUUAGAUAAAGACAGGACACAACGGAUUCAUUUUUUACCUCAAGAGCAGCUUAUAAGAUCUGUAUUACUAAGGUAAAUUUCCCUUAAAUGCAUGGAAAAAAAUUGGUACAUCUUCUUUGAUUUGAGCAUCAAAUAAAUGUGUUCCAAUUAAUUUUAUGUAAUUAAAUAAGGUAUAUCAAAAAGUUUAUAUAAUCCAAACCACGGGCUUUUACGGACAGAUGAUUGGCUGUAGACUUCUCCCUUAAAAAGACCCAAACUGAUCACGAAUCUGUUUAAACAUUUACACAAAUUGUUAAAUUUUAAAUGCCUCCAAAUCCCACUCUUUUCAGCAAACUCAAUCUUCCAUCUUGAAUAAUCAACAACGCUGGACAACAGAAAUGCAAUAUAUUUUUGAAUUUGCACGAGGAUGUAGCACCAGGGACUCGGUAAACGUUCGGAACUUUUGAAAAUUCCGAGUUUUAUUUUGACUGAAAGGGAAAAACAGGAAACUCUCGUGUAGCUCGUGACUUUUGGCAGUUUUUCAUCUCUUCCUCAUCGUCGUCGUCGUUACCAAAGACCGAAGCAUCGCAACUGGAUUCUGACACAAACACUUUAUAUUUUCGUGCCUGUUUUGUACAGAAGACGUGUUGAUGUGGACGUGAAGUCUUAAGAUUGGAGCUGCUUCCCGGUUAAACUGUCACGGACCUGUUCUCUCAUCGGUUCGUUUAAAGCCAUAUAUUUUUCGAGGUAUAUUUUUUUGAAGGUACCGGAUGCUGUUGUUGAGAUUUACGGUUUAAUUUUGUUCAUUUAUCGCUUCAUCCAAAAGCAUCGCACUGUUAAGACUCACUGCAAGACUGUUAUAUCUUAUCUUAAAGGAGAACUGUGUAACUUUUCUUGACGGGUACUUGCUUGUCUCCAUGGAGAUGUUAUUCCUUUGCUUGGAAUGUUCCACCGUAUCCCAAUAGAUCCAUCUUGCAUUCAUUUCAGGCGUUUUUAUUGCUCAAAAUACCUUGUAAAUACGCAUUCUUACUACACAGAUCUGACCUGUAACUUGGCCUGUUGGUGUCAUCUGUUUGUGCGAUUAAUGCCCUACUUUGGAACAUUCCAGGCGAAGCAAUCACACGGGAACCAGCCGAUGGCUAACGAUCAGAGUCAUUUAGUUUGGUUAAUUUAUUUAGUUACGAAAUGCAAAAAUGUUACUGUCUGAUCUGGAAAUGUCCCACAGUACGGCAAUAAAAUCGAUCUCCAUGGAGACGAAUACGUGAUCGCACCAGGCCAAGUUACAGAUCAGGUCUGAGGAGAGGCGAGGCAACCCUCUCCCCGCUCAGAGUAACAAUGUUUUGGAGCAAUAAAAACACCUGUCAAAAAGCAAAUGCACGACGAGAUAAAUGUGUUUAAUGCCCUCUAGUGGAACAUUCUUGGCAAAACAAUAACAUCUCCAUGGAGACAAACACGUAGCAGACCCUGUACUAGAAAAGUUACACCUUUAGCGGACCUUUAAAAGACAGAGUAAACCAGAAUGAUGUCCCCUUUAAUGAACUGUCCAUAUCAAAAAUUAAAAAAAACAAAAUAAAUAAAAUAAAAAUAUCUACUUUUGUGAGCGACAGUGUGAUGCUUUUGAACGACUCAGACAGCACAAUGUCUCAGUCUGUCAAAUAUAUAUGUCAUAAAAAUAUAUAUAUUUAUGGUACUCCUUAAUGAGCAUUUGCACAAGAAACAAAAGAAGUGGGAGAUAUGGCGAAAAAUUUAUGUCACAAUAGUUUUUGGAGCUAUGCAAACUUAGAAUAUCAUCAAGUAUUUCAUUAAAACACUCUGUUCCACCUUGUGAUGUCAUCAUGUGGUACUACAGGAAGUGCUCCACUGUGUUUUUAAACUCCACGCACCUUCAGCUAGAAUCAUUUGUAUCAUUUCAGCUCUGGAAUUGCCAAUUUUUACUGAACAAAAGGUAAAAUGUAGCGGUUAACUUGAAAACUACCACUUCAUGACAUCACAAGGUGGAAAGUGUUUCUCAAACAUGUGUGAAUGAAGCAAAACACAACUCCAGGUCUGUUUUUGAAGCUGUAACAACAUCAUUACACCUCACAAAAGCUAAUGUUGCGUAAUAUAGGCCCUUUAAAUGUAUUAAAGCUACAAAAAGCAACAUUUGAACCUCAACCAAGCCAUUUCCCGGCACAUUUUGGCUUUAUAUUAAUGGACUCCAGAAAUAUAUUGGGAUGUUAAUUCUUGUCAGUAUCUCCCAUCGCUAGUAACAUAUCAUUUUGUGUUUUUAUUUUAAUUUUAAAUCACCAUCAAAUCCAUCUCAAACAUGUGUUUUCCAAUGUUUUUUCAUUUUGAUGUAUGAAGUGUGCGCGUGUUUUGCUGUUGGACGACCUCCUGGAGUUUAGAAUAAGCUGCAACUAGCUAGCACGCACGCGGCAAAGCUAACAUGCUCGACUGUUAGCUGUAACAUUUCAGUUGUGUCGUCUUCUGAUCAAAAUGUUUCGAUGUGUUCAAAAAUGGUUAUUAUUUUUAAAAAAAAUAUGAGGUACCAAAUGCUAAUAGUUUCAGUAUAAAUCUUUAUUGAAAUUGACAUUGUGAAUGAACGAUUAUACAAUUUAACAUAGAUUCAGGAGCGUCAUCUCUCUGCCGCCCCCUAGAGACAACCACAAGAAUGUAAAAGCUGCUUAAAAAGAAAGUUUUUAUCUUAUUUCUACUAGAGAAUUGCCCUUAUGUUUUUUUUCCAUGCACCUGUCACGAGUUUAGUGUUACAGAAAUUUGGGUAUUUAUUUAAAAUUUAGCGUAAUUGGAUUUAUUCAAAUUUAACUUUUGGUAAAUUCUUGUUUUCUAUUGGUUUAUUAUAUAUAUAUGUACAUUUUUGAGUGAUAACUAGGCCCCUUUCAAGAUGGUGCCUGGCUAGUUAUGGUUCCAUUCAUUUUCUAUGAGGAAUUAGCCUAGCAAGAGCUGCACUUUUGAUACAACCGGAACUAGCUUAGCGGUAUCGUGACUUGUCUUUAAAAUGUUAAAAUCAGCCAUAUUCAACAGGCUUCCCCUUUUUAGACAGGAUUUUUUCAUCGUGAAUUUCAAAACAGUCACAUCUAUUUUACAGCAAUACCUCAAGUGUCCAUCAGGGGGAGUAGAGAGUCUUGUGAUUUUGUUAUAUUUAUGUAAGCAUAAACUCAGAAGGCAACUGUUCUAAAGUUGAUCAUGGCUUCAUUGCCUCAUUUGUGCUGGAAAACCACUUCAUACCUUUAGCUAAACUGCGCAUGUGGUGAUGGAAAGAAAUGAUUUAUUAUUGUUAGCCGUUAGCAGUCAGUGACAGCAGGUAGCGUCCAUGCUAGCAAAAUGGUGAAGAUCCAUAGAGCUCGGGGCUGUGAAGUCGUACCUCAUACAAUUUCCACUGAGCCUAAUGUUAAACCAAUGGAGAUUUUAAGAUGCUAACACUAGCUUUAGCGUUCAUUUAAAUGUUUUCCUGCGCUGUAAGAGUGUAAGACGUAUUUACCAGUUGUGAUCCAGCAGUUUAAUGGGGUUUUGUUUACUUUUUAAUGUUAUUUUGGUGAAUAUCUUUUUGCACUACACAAACAUGGCAGAAUUCCGUGGUAACGCCAGUUUUAUGACAUCCAUCCCGAGCUCUAAAUGUUUAUAUUAGCUCGCUUGCUAACAAUGUGUCGGGCGUCUCUAUGUAGGUAGGCUAUUUAUUAAAUAAGACAUAUUUAAUUAAACGUACAAAGUGGGUUUCCGGUACAACAGGAGCAAUGACAGACUUGGUCUUAGCUAGCGAACUCCUAGCUAGCGAACUUCUUAGCUGUUCCUAGCUACCUAACUCAUUCUUAUGUAGAGAACUUGGUCCUAGCUAGAGAAUUUCUAGCUUGCAAACUUGCUCCGAGCUAGCAAACUUGUUCCUAGCUAUCUAAUUUGUUCCUAGCUACCUAACUCAUUCCUAUCUGGAGGACUUGAUCCUAGAUAGCAAGCUUUUUCUUAGCUAGCUAACUUGGUCCUAGCUAGCAAACUCCGAUCUAGCGAACUUGUUCCUAGCUAGCUAACUUGUUCCUAGCUAGCAAAUCCAUUAGCACAUUGCUAGUGCUCAUAAAAUACAGUUUUAAUUAUAUCUGGUGCCCCAUUUUAAGAAACGCUAAAAUGCGAAUGUCCCAUAUUGUGUAUAAUCUUUGCCCUCAUCAAAAAGUCUUACAUUUUUUUCCCCAAAUAACUUGAAUAACAAUGAACUUGAUAAAGAUCUAUACUGUUCGCUGCGUAAUAUCGGUAAAGAAGUAAUAAGGUACUAUGACAAAAUGGCCGCAAGAUGUGUGUAAUCUGAAAAUACACAGUAACUUUAACGUGCUGUAGUAUAAACACAAAUACAAAAUACUUCAACUCUUCACGAAGACACCUAUUUUCAUAAAUUAUGGCAAAAAAUCUGUUAAAAAUAAAGAAAUGUUAAGGUUAAACUUGGACAUCUGUGGAUUUUUCUGAAAUUUAAGCGUCUAAUUAAAAACAUGCUAAUUUUUCAGACUAAUUUGCUCAUUUUUACAUCACAAAGUCUCUACGUCACAUCUGGCUCCUACAACUGAGACUGAACUGUGUCGAUGGUUUAAUUCUUCCAGAGUUUUGGAUGUUUUUUAGUUUUAUUUCAGUAGACAAAAUGGUUCUUGUUACAUUUGACGAUGUUUUUGGAGUAAAUGUCAUUGUUAAUAGUUUAUAAUAAGUUAUUUUUGUUCCUCUCCGUCGGCGCGUGCAGCAGACGACCAUCUCCUGUGUGUCCUUCUGUCUGUACUUCUGUCUGUACUUCGGAAAAUGCAGUUCUAUUUACGAAAU